UGUUGGGAUCUGUGGAGGGAAGGAACUGUGGUUGUCUUCUUGGAACUGUACCUAUGGAACACAUGAAAUUUGUUCUCCUUAUUUUAAUUAAAAUUUAAAUAACCAAAUAUAUAAAUUUUUUUAAUUGUAAAAGAAAGAAAAGGAAAUACUGAGCCUUAGGAAGUUACAAAAACUUUCCUUAGAUCAUAAGUUAUUAUUGUGUGGAAUGUACUACUAAAGAAAGCAAUAAAAUCCUUAUAUCUAUGAACACACUCACACACACACACACAUAAAGAAAAAUCACUUAACAAUAUUUUGAUUUUUAAAUUGUUGAGACUUGUUUUGUGGCCCAAUAUAUGAUAUAUCUUGGAUAAUGCUCUGUGUGCUGUUGGGAAUUAUGUGUAUUCUGUACUGUUGUGUAGAAUGUUCUGUACAUGUUUGUUAGGUCCAUUUGGUCUAGGGCACAGUUUGAAUUGGAAUAUUUUUCUUGGCUUUCUGUCUACAUGAUCUGUCCAUUGCUGAAAGUGAAGUGUUGAAGUCCCCUACUGUAAUUAUACGGCAGUCUAUCUUUCCCUUUGAGUUUACUAGUAUUUGCUCUCUAUAUGAAUAUAUUUAGAGGCUUGAUGUUGGGUGUAUAUAUAUAUUUAUCAUAUCCUCUUGGUGAGUUGACCCCUUUAUCAUUAUAUAAUGUACUUCUUUGCAUCAGUUUUAAAGUUAAUAUGUAUUUUGUCUGGUAUAAAUGUAGCAAUUCCUGAUUUAUUUUCGUUUCAAUUUACAUAUAAUUUUUUUCUUAUCUUUUCACCUCCAUUUUUACAAUGUCCUCAUAAGUAGAGUUUUGUGUUAUAAGUAGUUGGGUCUUUUAGAAAAAAAUCCAUUCAUCCACUCUAUGACUUUUAAUAGGGAAAUUCAAUGCAUUUACAUUCAAGGUGAUGAAUAAUAAAUGCUAUGGUUUGGAUGUGAAGUUAGCUCUCAAGAGUUCAUGGUUUGGAGCCUUGUUUCUCAAUGUGACUGUGUUGAGAUGUUGGGACCUAUAUUUGUGAGGUCUAGUGGGAGGUUCUUAGGUCACUGAAGGUACUACACUUGGAAGGCCUUAGGGUAGUUCUUGUGGAAUCCCAAGUUAGUUCUCAUGAGUGCAAGUGAUUACAAGAGCAAAAUCAGCUCCUCAAUAUCUAUCUAGCUUCUUCUCUUGAGAGCUGAUGUAUCCCUUUCACACAUAGUCCCACCAUUGUGGUGUCAUCUGCCAUGAUCUGGUGACUUGAGGGGGAGCCUCACUAGAGCUGGCACUAUGCUGUCUGGACUUUGUCUUCAGAAUUAAAGCACUGCAACUCUGAUGGCCCACCUCUGCCAGGACACAUUUCUGUAGAAGUCAGCCCUGCACCGUGUGCAGCUCAGAGGGAGGAGCUGGACCAGCAGUGGCUCACACUCUGACCUCUUCUGCUCGACAGAUGGUUCCGUCAUGAUGGUGGUGGAGGCUGGAGCAUUCAUAAGAGUCCCUUUCCUGCUCUUCUGGCUUGGGGUACCUCUGUCCUCUUUUAGCUUCUUCCAGGCUGGGCCCUCCCAACGCCUCAGCUCCCCAGAAGUAGUGAUCCCCUUGAAGGUGACCAGCAGGGGUAGAGGUGCAAAGGCUCCAGGAUGGCUCUCCUACCGCCUGCGGAUUGGGGGCCAGAGGCACAUUGUCCACAUGAGGGUCAAGAGGCUGUUGGUUUCCACACACCUCCCUGUGUUCACCUACACAGAGCAGCAUGGCCUCCAGGAGGAUCAUCCCUUUGUCCCUGAUGACUGUUACUAUCAUGGUUACGUGGAGGGGGCCCCCGAGUCUCUGGUUGCCCUCAGCAUCUGUUCUGGAGGUUUUCGAGGAAUACUGCGGGUGAAUGACCUCACUUAUGAAAUUGAACCUAUUGUGUACUCCACCACAUUUGAACACCUGGUGUAUCAGGUAGGCAGUGAUGAGACACAAUCCCAAUACAUGAAAUGUGGGUUGACAGAGGAGGACACAGCAUACCAACGCUUGGAAUUUGAAAAGGCUAAAAACUCACCUCUGAAACAAAAUUCUGCUGGCAACUGGUGGACUCACACAUUGUUUCUGGAGCUAUUUGUGGUGGCAGAUCAUGAUUUCUUCACCUACUCCCAAAGCAACAUCUCCAAGGUGCAAGAGGAUAUACUUCUUGUUGUCAAUGUAGUGGAUUUCAUGUAUCAAAAAUUGAAUACUUGUGUGAUAUUGAUUGGAAUUGAAGUUUGGAAUCAAAGAAAUGCCUUCCCAAUGAGAAACAUAAACCAAAUUCUAGAAGAUUUCUCUCAGUGGAAACAAAUCAGACUUUCCAAGACACAGCAUGAUGCUGCACAUAUUUUCAUAAAAAAUUCACUUAUAAGUGUACUUGGUCUAGCCUAUGUUGCAGGAAUAUGUCGUCCUCCUCUUGAUUGUGGAGUCUGUAAUUUUCAAGGCGACACCUUGUCUUAUUUUGCGAACACUGUGGCCCAUGAGCUAGGGCAUAUUUUGGGUAUGCGGCAUGAUGAGAAAUUCUGUUUUUGUGGGGAAAGUGGUUGUGUCAUGAGUACUUUCAAAGUGCCAGCAGAUAGAUUCACGAAUUGCAGUUACACUGAUUUUAUGAAUACCACUUCACAACAGGGAUCUUGUCUACACGGUAUUCCAAGACUAGAGAAAGUCUUUAUACUAAAGCGUUGUGGGAAUGGCAUGGUUGAAGGAGAAGAGGAUUGUGAUUGUGGAUCCUUACAACAGUGUGAACAAGAUCCCUGUUGUCUGUUGAACUGUACCCUGAGGCCUGGGGCUGCUUGUGCUUUUGGGCUUUGUUGUAAAGACUGCAAGUUCAUGCCAUCAGGGAAAGUGUGUAGGCAACAGGUCAAUGAAUGUGAUCUUCCAGAGUGGUGCAAUGGUAUGUCACAUCAGUGCCCAGAAGAUACAUAUGUGCAAAAUGGUAUCCCUUGUGGUAAGAGCGCUUACUGCUAUGAAAAGAGAUGCAAUAACCAUGACCAACAAUGCAGGGAGAUUUUUGGUAAAGGUGCAAAGAGUGCCUCUCAGAAUUGCUAUAAAGAAAUCAACACCCAAGGAAACCGUUUUGGACACUGUGGUACAAAUGGCACAGCAUACCUAAAAUGUAAUACUUCUGACAUCUUUUGUGGGAGAGUUCAUUGUGAAAAUGUGGACGACAUCCCUCAUCUGCAAGAUACUUCUGCUCUGCAGCUCACUCACAUCAAUGGUGUCACCUGCUGGAGUAUCCAGCAUCGUUUUGAACUGGGCAAACCUGACAUUGGUGAAGUGAAAGAUGGCACUGUCUGUGGAACUGGCAAGAUAUGCAUCCACAGGAAAUGCGUCAAUCUGUCUGUCUUGUCACAGAUCUGCCUUCCUGAGGCCUGCGAUAAGAAGGGGAUCUGCAAUAACAAACAUCACUGCCACUGUGGCCGUGGGUGGUCUCCUCCCAACUGCCUGCACAGAGGCUAUGGAGGUAGUGUUGACAGUGGUCCAGCAGCCUCAGAAAGAAGAGCUUUCCUGCCACUAUUAGUGAUUAUUUCUCUGUCUGUUUCCGUUGUUUUUCUGGCUGCUGGACUUUUUCUGUAUUUUCAGAAACCUUUUUGACUCAAGAUGGCUUGCUCAUCAGGCUGAGAAAAUGUCUCUAAUUUAAGAUUCCACACAUGAUUUUUAGUCUCUUGGUAGUAGAAAUGUUAUCACAUACACAAAACUGAGUAUAUUUCAACGAUUUUACAGAGAGAUGCAGGGUUCUUUUCUUCUGUCGGUGUCAGCAAGUACAGAUAAUUCCUAGCAUGUCUGUGCCUAUUGUUCAUUGUUUUAAGCAACAAAUAAAACUCUAUAAAUUAAGGCACAAAAUUUUGUCCUUUUGAUGUUUUUUUUUAAACUAAGUUGUUUUAAAUUUAUUUGAAAUGAGGAGACAUGCACACACAAACACACACACACAGAGCGACAGAAACACACCAAGAGCCCACAACCCCAACUGGGUCACCCACAUGAAUAAGAGGACCCAAUCAUUUGAGCCAUUAUCUACUGCUUCCGAGGGUGUGCAUUAGCUGAAGGGGAGCUGUGACUCCAACCAAGACAUUCUGAUAUGGGAUGCAAGUAUCCCAAGAGACAUUUUAACUGAAGCAUCAAAUGCCCACCCUGUUUUUGUGUUUCUUGAGUGUAUGAUUCACAGAAAAUCAGUAGACAGACAUCAUAGUGUCCAGGGAUAAGUCUUAUGUUUCUACUGCCAUUUAAUACUUUAGGAAAAUUAAGUAAAAUGUUUUGACAUUUUGCUUCAAAAUCUGGAAAGGGUUAUGAUAAUAAUGAUGACCCUACCCAACUCUUGUCAACAGAGAAUGAAAUGAAUUAUUGUUAACUGUAAGCCAGUUGCAGCCUCAGAAUCAGCCCUUAAGGCAUUCAGAUCUGGCUAAAAAGCCCAUGAGAGUUUCGCAGGCAUGGAAAGCCAAGACAGUCUGGCAAAAAAAAAAAAUGACCUAAAUGAAAGAUCUCUGUGAGUGAGAUCCCAACGGAAAGAAUGGGCCAUCAAAGAAGCAGAUACCUGUCCCUGAAGAGAGGAGAGAACUUCCACUUUGACUAUGGCCUUGUCUAAAUAAGAUUGGAGUUGGCAAACUCAAAAGGUUUCCAUAGCCUUGGCAGCUCAUGACAAGAGCCUUGGGUGAUUACUGAUGUCAUAAAUAAGAGUGUCAAUUGUUAAAUCAACAACAGGAGUCACUGUGCACUUACUCCCCAUGUAGGAUCUCUGUCCUUAAUGUGGUGUACUAUGCGAAUUAACGCUAAAACUACUACUGAAACAGUACUGUAUACUUUGUGUAUCUGUGUGGGUGCAGUCUGUUGAAAUAUUUACUUAGUAUAUACUAAGUUGAUCUUCUGUAUAUACAGAUAAUUGAAAAUGAAUCUUGAUGUGAAUGGGAUGGGAGAGGGAGUGGGAGAUGGGAUGGUUGUGGGUGGGAGGAGGCUAUGGGGGGGGAGCCGCUAUAAUUCAAAAGUUGUACUUUGGAAAUUUAUAUUCAAUAAAAUUUAAAUUAAAUAAAAGUUGAAAAAAAAUUAUAAGCCAGUUGCUUCUUGUUUGAUAAAAAUAAAACUCCUGACCUUGUUUCCCUAUGUGCUUCCUAGCCAAGUCUAUUUUCUUUCUUUUUAAAGAUUUACUUAUUUAUUUGAAAAGCAGAGUUACAGAGAGGCAGAGGCAAAGACAGAGAGAGAGAGAAAUCUUCCAACCCCUGGUUCACUCCCCAAAUGGCUGCAAUGGCCAGAGCUGGGCCAAUCCAAGCCAGGAGCCAGGAGCUUCUUCCGGAUCCCCCACAUGGGUGCAGGACCCAAGGACUUGGGCCACCUCCACUGCUCUCCCAGGCCAUGGCAGAGAGCUGGAUCAGAAAUGGAGCAGCUGGGACUCAAACUGGCAUCCAUAUGGGAUUCCAGCAUUAUAGGCGGCUUCACCCGCUAUACCUCAGCAAUGGGCCUGCCCCAGUUUAUUUUCUAACUUUUGCCUUCACCUGGUAGUUUGAAGAUCCUUUUGGAGUAUUUGCUUUGAUUACCUAAAUAUGCACUCUGUGAGGGAAAGAUACUGUUGUAUCCUCAAUACUUGCAGUGGUGUUUAAUAUGUAGACAAAAAAUAUUGGAAUGAAAUUGAAUGGAGUACUAAAUUAGGAAAAAUACAAAUAAUACUUUCCCAUUUUGGGGACAUCAUUAAAACUCUUUGAGUUCUUAAAAUGUAUCUCUGAAUAUCUAAAAUGUUUAUCUAAAAUUCUACUGUUCAUACCUGGUACACUUUGCUGAUAUUUUUGUUCCCAAUUUGUUUUUUCCUCUGUCUAGUCUCAGUGUUCGUGGAAACCCCAUCUCUUGAAAACACAGAUCUAUUCAGGUUCUCUUUGAAUUAUUCAGAUUACUUUGGAAUGCAAUUCUGUUAACUGAUUCAAAUGACUUUUUAAAAUAAAAUUAUUUGAGAGAGACAGGGGGAGAGAGCGCGAGAGAGAGACAGUGAGCAAGAGAACUCUCAUCUGCUGGUGGAAGGGACCUUAAGCUAUAAUCAUCUGCUGCCUCCAGCAUGCACAGUAGCAGAAAACUGGAAUUUGGAAUAUAGGCAUGACUCAAACCCAGGUACUUGGAUAUGGCAUGCAGGUUUCCCAAGCAAUGUUUUAACUGCUAAGCCAAACACUUGCCCCUCAAGUGACACUUUUUAUAUCAUUUUCCAUUAUGCUUUGCCAACUUGCAUCCUUUAGCUACUGGAUUAUGUACAUGCCAUUGCAUCUUUGGAAAGAAAAAGGGUCUGGAGGUGCUGCAGCAUUAUCAGUUGGGAAAAACUGCAUGGGAAAGGAAGCUCUGUGCAUCAUUUCUUCAUUCCUGUAGCUAUGUGACUUGAUCUUAACACAGUUCCUGGGUGUUUAAAGCAGACAAAUCCAGAAGACUUUGGCUCUCCUUCUCUGUCUUUGCAUAGAGUCACUUCAACUAGUGGUGCAGCAUAUAAGAAACUGAAGUAACAGCUUGUAAGGAAUCUCUGCCAGCACACUGGCCCAUACAAUGCCCACAGAUACCAUCUUAUCUGCCUCCUCCUGAGCAGGGCACAUCCCUCAAGCCUGGGCCCUAGGGUGGAGGAGGCUCCAAGACCUCAGUAA
This is a messenger RNA of Oryctolagus cuniculus (rabbit), 6579 nucleotides long. Its product is annotated as disintegrin and metalloproteinase domain-containing protein 21. Gene Ontology annotation, biological process: proteolysis; male gonad development. Gene Ontology annotation, cellular component: external side of plasma membrane; sperm head plasma membrane; plasma membrane. Gene Ontology annotation, molecular function: metalloendopeptidase activity. NCBI's taxonomy places the organism in Eukaryota, Metazoa, Chordata, Mammalia, Lagomorpha, Leporidae. The record is from RefSeq and is a predicted model, not a curated record.